AUGUCGCGCAUUGCUCUGGUAGUGGCCGGCAACGGAACUGCGACAAGGCGUGCGGUCCGUGUGCGGAUCCCGGCGCAUGCGCUACGGUCGCUUCCUGCUGUGCUGGAAGUUGUGACUCGAAGCUUCGCCAUCUCGGGCUCGCGGGCGACGUCCCUGUUUGUGUGGCCCGCCAUGGACCGGGUCACCGACGUCCAAGCGGUGUUUGUUCACCGCGCGCCUGACGAGCCACUUCUGCGAUUAGUUGCUGGCCUCGACGGACGAGUCCCGGUCAAAGCGCAAGUGCCAGCGCAAGCAUGGCCGGCGGUGCGGCGAGGUUCCGUUACCGCCGCGCCGAUAUCGCACCUUGCAAUGGAGGAUCAUGCGGUAGAGCUGCGGCCGCUGUUCUCCAUCACUGUCUUUCUCAACGGCCAUCCGGCGCCGCCGACAUCAGUGGAGGUCUCGGCAACUGUGUUCAAGGACCUGGCCAUACUCAUGGCGUUCCUCGACGAGUCACUUCCGUCCAACUCACGGGUCUCGCUGUACAAGCUCUCGCGGCUGGUUUCGCUCACAGGCCCCGUCUCGCAGGACGGCGAGACCGAAGCUGACGACGACGCCAUGGCCGCGCUCGACCGCAUGUUGUCCACCACGUUGUACGAGCCCGAGCCGGUCAAGUCCAAGGCACGAUCGACGACCAAGGCCAAAGCCAAGGCCAGGUCCAGGUCCAGAGCCAAGUCGCAGCGAAGCGACUCCAGGUCGUCCGGAAAGCACGGAGCUCCAGGACGGGCUGAGAAGGCCCUGCGCUCGGGUGCAACUGCGUCUGUUGUCGACGGCGACGCGCUGGCCAUGCUGGUUGCUUCUCGGCCGAUGUGGCAGAGCCAUGUGGUGAGACGGUUGGAUCAGCUGCGGCCAGGUCAUACCUACGUCGCACUCGGUCGCGAGGACUUUGUCGCCGCGCCCUACGCCAUCGACUUUGCCUCUGCACUCCUUGCACCUCAGGAACACACGAUCGACGCCGACGAUGCUGCCCACUCCACUAACCCAGCCACGCCAGCGGAGUUGCCAAUGUCCAGUGCCAUGCCGUCAGCUGCCAGCACACCGCGAUCUCUUCUGACCUCGGACUCGCUGUCCCACUCCAUCGACCAUGACGACGGCAAGAACGAGUCCGAGCGGCGCAGUAGAAGAUCUCGCAAGUCCAAGUCCAAGUCCAAGUCCAAGUCCAAGUCCAAGCCGCCCGCCCCGUGA
Molecule: messenger RNA, 1221 nt
Organism: Thecamonas trahens ATCC 50062
Lineage: Eukaryota; Apusomonadida; Apusomonadidae
Exons: 2
Coding region: 1-1221 (406 amino acids)
Source: RefSeq, a predicted model, not a curated record